AUGCAGCACCUUCUCAUCACCGCUGCGCUGGCAGUCCUGGCUCGUGUGGCCAUUACACAGACCAUUGACCCCAAUUCAGUGCCUUUGUCAACGAGACAGUCGUGGUGCGAUUCGCAGAUCGCCCAAUGUCCUCUCAUUUGCCUGCAGACGGCUGGCAACUCUGCGGCCACCUACGCCAACACCUGUGACCCGGUGGGACUGACCUAUUCUUGCAUCUGCUCUAAUGGGCUUUCUCCCAACGCCUCCGAAUACUCUCAAACCCUCCCCUACUAUAUCUGUACGGAGUACAACACCCAAUGUCAGGCUGCUUGCGGCAACGACAAUACCUGUGCAGCUGCUUGCGUGCAAGAUCACCCUUGUGGUGCGCUCAACCCAACAAGAGUAAAUACAAGCACAAUCACCACCAUGCCCGCUACCUCAACGGUCGUGGGGUCUGCCGCUUCUACUGCCUCUGACGGCGUCGUCUAUACCGGCUUCGGAGGCGGCUCGGCUGCUACAACAACGGCUGCUUCAGGCGGCAACAGUGGAUCUGGAAGCUCUGCUGCGUCAAGACUGGUGAUCGACAUUGGACAGAUCUAUGGCCUUGGCGUUGUCGCAGCUGGCAUUUUUGUUGGCUUCGGCUUCAUGCUCUGA
Molecule: messenger RNA, 633 nt
Organism: Fonsecaea erecta
Lineage: Eukaryota; Fungi; Ascomycota; Eurotiomycetes; Chaetothyriales; Herpotrichiellaceae
Exons: 2
Coding region: 1-633 (210 amino acids)
Source: RefSeq, a predicted model, not a curated record